AUAAAUGUGAUGUCCAAAAUUCCGUGUCCGCCAGUGUAUUAUUUUAUUUUACAUUCAAAAUUAUUAUCAUAAACUAUUUUACACAGUGUAUUAUAGGUAAAUAAACAACUUUUAAACUGAUCUUUUUCUUUGUGUGCCGCCAAAUUUUGAAAUCGUUAAAAGUGUGCCGCAACAAAAAAAAAGUUGAGAACCACUGUUCUAUCUCUGUUCUGUGGUUCUAUAUGAUCAAAACAUGACCACAUAACCCUUAUUUCUGUGUUGUGUGUUAAACUUGUUUGAAACGUUUUGUGUUUGAAACUUAUGUUCUGUGUUUAAGUACUAGAGAUAAUUUUAAAGUACAAUGGGUGAUGUGGUUGAAGUUUCCAGUGAUUCAGAUGAUACAAUAAUCCUAGAAGCGAAUGAAAAUGUGUGUGGAAACGAAGGCUCUUCGAAAGAAUCAAUUCAAAAAACUCAGUAUGAAAACGAUAGAGAAAUGCUCCAACUUUUAUCGGAAAAAUAUAAAAAACCAUUUGAAAAUAAUGAAAAUGUCGAGCCUGUAAUUAAUAAAGAAAGCAAGAAACGAGAAAAGGAACUAGAAAAAGCCUUAAAGGGGGCACUAGCAGCUUCAAAGAAAAAUACUAAACCUACAGAGUGCAUAAAGUUCGUUGUCGCAAUAAUUGAUUAUAAUAUUAUAAACGAACAUUAUGGGAAUGAUCUGAUAAGUGCUCUACAAGUAAAAGAUAUAAAGUAUAAAACCGAAACGCAAAUUUUUCCACGUACAAUAACUUGGAUUCGCCAAAAGCAGUCACAUUUAAUAAAUGAUCACGGCAAGUUGAUUUUGUCUUCAACAGAAGAAGACACAAAUCACCUCAUAAUAAUAAUGAACUGUAGGGAAUUUAUAGAGCAUGUGAAUAACAAUACGUUAUGUGCUCAUAUUACAUCUAUAAAGUCGGUACUUGCAAAUAAAAUAAUAACAUUGGUAAUAUGUGACUUACAAAGCUAUCACAAAUACCAAAAGAAUCGUAAAUACAACGAAAUGCGAACACAAGUAACAAAUGAAAAACUACGAAAAACAUCAAACAUAGAAUUGUUUAGAGAUUUUCCUACAGUUGGCAAAGACCAGAUAGCAUUUGCUCUGACGGAACUCGAGUUAUUUUGUUCCUGCUCUCAUCGUAUGAUUGAAUCUGGUCCCGAGCUGGGACAAAUGGUGGCUCAGUUUACUAAAGCUAUUGCUGAAAUUCCUUACAAACAGCAAAAACAGGAUAGUUACCAAACCGAAUGGUUUGUGGCUGGUGAUAAUCGAGAUUGUGUCAACGUUGAUAAAGAUGGUAAUGGAUUGAGAAGAUUGUGGAAUCAAGCUUUGACUACUUUUCCUCUUGCAAGUUUAGAGACAGCAGAAGCAAUUUCAUCACGAUAUCCCAAUGUUUCAGCAUUAAUGAAGGCCUAUGACGAAUGUCAGUCAAAAGAAGACGCUGAAUUAUUGCUUCAAGAUCUUCCAAUAAGAAGAGCUGCAGGUCCCUUUUCAAUAACACGUAGAAUUGGGACUGAACUGAGCAAAAAACUAUACAAUUUUUUUAAUUCCAUGGAUGGUGAAGCUUUAUUAUGAAUGAAACUACUAGAUAUCAAAAUUUGAUUUUUUAAUAAAUAAACCUAUUUAACAUGUAA
This is a messenger RNA of Tribolium madens (black flour beetle), 1644 nucleotides long. RefSeq names its product crossover junction endonuclease EME1 (gene mms4). NCBI's taxonomy places the organism in Eukaryota, Metazoa, Arthropoda, Insecta, Coleoptera, Tenebrionidae. Gene Ontology annotation, biological process: double-strand break repair; replication fork processing; resolution of meiotic recombination intermediates. The transcript is spliced from 6 exons. The record is from RefSeq and is a predicted model, not a curated record. Bases 341 to 1585 code for a protein of 414 amino acids. Gene Ontology annotation, cellular component: nucleus; Holliday junction resolvase complex.